This is a messenger RNA of Hydra vulgaris (swiftwater hydra), 3686 nucleotides long. NCBI's taxonomy places the organism in Eukaryota, Metazoa, Cnidaria, Hydrozoa, Anthoathecata, Hydridae. The record is from RefSeq and is a predicted model, not a curated record.
AGGUUUUUACAUACUCAAAGCGCAGAUAAAUAUGAAAUUAUUUAUUAAAGAAUUAUUUUUUUUGAUACAUGUAGUGUUGAUAUUAAUGAUACUGAUUGACAAUGUUCAAGGAAAUAUUGAAAAUCUUUGUAAUUCUAACAUUCUGUUAGUAAAAGGAAAACUUAUUGGCGAGAUACAAAAACUAGAAAAGGAAUUUUUGGUUUCAUUUGAUGUCUUUCCAAAUAAGUUUGUUGCUGGUUGGCAUAGUGUUAUUCAUUUCACUAAUGGUUCUAAUUAUGGUCAAUAUGGUGAUCGUGUUCCAGGUAUCUGGUUUCAUGACAAUGGGGCUGGUGGUCUUCACAUUUCAGCACCAAUUAAUGGUAAUUUUAAUAAAGUUUUCACCACAAAACCGAUCGAUUUAAAUCAUUGGUCUAAUGUUAAAGUUAGUCAAAUUUUGAAAAACUCAGUUUAUGUGUACACAAUUAUAUUAAAUGGAGAAGUUGUCUUUACUGAUAUUAAUAACCAAACUCAAAGUUUUGAUAAUGUAAAAGUGUAUGCAUCUGAUCCUUGGUAUGAUGUUCAAGAUGGUUUAAUAAGGAAUUUAUUUGUUAUCAAUGGUAUUUCAAGUAAUGACUUUCAACCUAUUAUUGUUCUACCUACAGAUAUUGAUGAAUGCACAAACUUGACUGAUUACUGUAACUGGGCAAACAGUGAUUGUGCCAAUGGAAAUUACUACUUUACUUGCAAGUGUGUUGCAUAUUAUUCUAUGAACUGUAACCGGGAAAACAGUGAUUGUUUGAAUACCAAUCAAACUAUUCAUUUUACUUGCAAGCCUGGGUGGAAAUUGAAUAACAACAGUUGUGUUGAUAUUAAUGAAUGCACAGACUCAAGUAAAUAUUGCAAUUGGGCAAACAGUGAUUGUAUCAACACCAAUGGAAGUUACUAUUGUACUUGCAAGUCUGGUUGGAGAUUAAAUGAAUAUAGUAACAGCUGCAUUGAUAUUGAUGAAUGCACAAACGUAACCGAAUAUUGCAACUUGCCAAACAGUGACUGCAUCAACACCAAUGGAAGUUACAGUUGUACUUGCAAAUUUGGAUGGACAUUGGAUGAAUAUAACAACAGCUGUCGUGAUAUUGAUGAAUGCAGCAGUUCAAGUAACAUUUGCAACACGACAAGCAAUGUAUGUGUUAACAGCAUAGGAAGCUACUCUUGUUAUAAAGGAGAGUGGAGCACAUGGAGUGAGUGUAGUGAAACAUGUGGAUUUGGUUAUAAAUACAGCUUUUUAAAUACAUCACUUGAAUCCCAACAAGAAGCCAAGAGAAGUCUACCAUGCAUGAACAUGAGGUGUCCAGAUACAAAUGAAUGCAAAGACUCAACUAAAUAUUGCAAUUGGACAAAUAGUGAUUGUAUCGACACCAAUGAAAGUUACUAUUGUACUUGCAAGUCUGGUUGGAGAUUAAAUGAAUAUAGUAACAGCUGCAUUGAUAUUGAUGAAUGCGCAAACUUGACUAAAUAUUGCAACUGGCCAAACAGUGAUUGCAUCAACACCAAUGGAAGUUACAAUUGUGCUUGCAAGUUCGGAUGGACAUUGGAUGAAUAUAACAACAGCUGUGUUGAUAUUGAUGAAUGCGCAAACUUGAUUAAUUACUGUGACUGGGAAAACAGUGAUUGUGUGAACACUAAUGGAUACUAUUUUACUUGCAAGUGUGUUGCAUAUUAUUCUAUGUACUGUAACCAUGAAAACAGUGAUUGUUUGAAUAACAAUCAAACUUUUUCUUUUACUUGCAAGUCUGGGUGGAGGUUAAAAAAUAACAGCUGUGUUGAUAUUGAUGAAUGCGCAAACUUGACUGAUUACUGUAACUGGGCAAACAGUGAUUGUGUGAACACCAAUGGAAGUUACUAUUGCACUUGCAAGCCUGGGUGGAGAUUAAACAACAACAGCUGUGUUGAUGUCAAUGAAUGCAAUGAGUUGGCUAAAUAUUGCAACUUGACUAACAGUGAUUGUAUGAAUAUUAACGGAAGUUACAAUUGUACUUGCAAGACUGGAUGGAUGUUGGAAAACAAUAGUUGUGUUGAUAUCAAUGAAUGCAAUGAGUUGGCUAAAUAUUGCAACUUGAAUAACAGUGAUUGUGAGAACACUAAUGGAAGUUACAAUUGUACUUGCAAGUCUGGGUGGAUAUUGGAAAACAACAGUUGUGUUGAUGUCAAUGAAUGCAAUGAGUUAGCUAAGUACUGCAACUUGACUAACAGUGAUUGUGAGAACACUAAUGGAAGUUACAAUUGUACUUGCAAGUCUGGGUGGAUAUUGGAAAACAGCAGUUGUGUUGAUGUCAAUGAAUGCAAUGAGUUUGAAAAAUAUUGCAACUUGACUAACAGUGAUUGUGAGAACACUAAUGGAAGUUACAAUUGUACUUGUAAGUCUGGGUGGAUAUUGGAAAACAACAGUUGUGUUGAUGUCAAUGAAUGCAAUGAAUUAGAAAAAUAUUGCAACUUGACUAACAGUGAUUGUGAGAACACUAAUGGAAGUUACAAUUGUACUUGCAAGUCUGGGUGGAUAUUGGAAAACAACAGUUGUGAUGAUGUCAAUGAGUGCAAUGAGUUGGCUAAAUACUGUAACAUGACUAACAGCAAUUGUGUGAACACUAAUGGAAGUUACAAUUGUACUUGCAAGUCUGGAUGGAGCUUGGUUAAUAAAACCUGUGUUGAUGUCGAUGAAUGCGCUGAGUUGAAUGAAUAUUGUAGCUUGACUAGCAGUUAUUGUGUGAACACUAAUGGAAGUUACAAUUGUAUUUGCAAGUCUCGAUGGAAAUCGGAAAGCAACAGCUGUGUUGAUAUUAAUGAAUGUGAUAGUUUGAUUGAUAUUUGCUACGCGACAAACAAAGUUUGUGUCAACAGCAUUGGAAGUUAUUAUUGUUAUAAAGGAGAGUGGAGCACAUGGAGUGAAUGUAGUGAAACAUGUGGAUAUGGUUAUAAAUACAGCAUUUUAAAUGCACAGUUUAAUUCCCAACAAGAAGCCAAACAGAGCCUACCAUGCAUGAACACAAAGUGUUCAGUUGAUGGGAAUUGGAGCAAUUGGACUACCUAUGAAUCAUGUUCAAACUCGUGUGGUAUUUGUUUUACAAGACAAGAGAGGUAUUGUAAUAAUCCUGCACCAGCUGAUGGUGGACAUGAUUGUUUUGGUAAUAAUGUUCAAUAUUCUGAAAAUAAUACAUUAUGUAGAGUGAAUGGUGAUUGGACACAAUGGUCUUCAUGGUCAUUAUGCAGUCAGCCAUGUCAUGGUGGUGUAAAAAUAAGGUAUCGUAGCUGCGCAAAUCCAGUACCAAAAUAUGGAGGUUUGCCGUGCAAUGGAAAUAAUGCAGAUGAAGUUACUUGUAUUUCAGAUAAAUGCAAAAAUGUGAAAGUCAACUUUGGAAUUAUUUUCACAGAUGUUGAUUACAUAGAACAGUUUGCAAAUCCGUCGGAUGAAGUAUAUAAUCCACUGGAAGACAAAAUUAAAACUGCAAUACAAAACCUUUAUAACAAGUUCAAUAAAACUGUACUGUUGAACUUGAUGUUGAAUUCUAUCAAAAACGUAAAAGAUUAUCAAACGAAACCUUAAACGAUUUAAUUGAAACAUGUUGUCAGGCAUGUUUAUAUUUUCUGGCAGUUGAUUAAAAAAAAUUAAUUUAAUAAUCAAAUGAUAAAGACUAAGUUGAAAUAUUUAUAGA